Messenger RNA from Spea bombifrons (plains spadefoot toad), 1104 nucleotides. Its product is annotated as acrosin-like. Gene Ontology annotation, biological process: acrosome reaction; proteolysis. Gene Ontology annotation, molecular function: serine-type endopeptidase activity. The record is from RefSeq and is a predicted model, not a curated record. The coding region runs from base 1 to 1104 and encodes 367 amino acids. NCBI's taxonomy places the organism in Eukaryota, Metazoa, Chordata, Amphibia, Anura, Pelobatidae. The transcript is spliced from 6 exons.
AUGGCUUCAAAGCAGAUAAAUCGCAUCCAACUUCUAAUGAUUCUGAUCCUCACCGCCCUGCAUCCAUCUGACUCAAACAGCUGCGGCAGACGCCCGCUUAUGUCAGAAUAUGGCAGCUCGCGGAUCGUUGGAGGAGUUGAUGCGCAGCCUGGUGCUUGGCCAUGGCUGGUCAGCAUCCAAGUGCCUUCCGGAGGCGGACAUCGCCACUCCUGCGGAGGGACUUUAAUCGAUGAGCAGUGGGUCCUAACAGCGGCUCACUGCUUCAAGACCAUGAAGAGGCUCGUUUCCAAAUGGCAAAUCGUACUUGGAGGAUUCCAACUGUCGGAUCCAUCGCAAAGUGACGUCCAGAUCAGAUCCAUCGACUCGUACGUUCAGCACGAGCAUUACAAUUCCCGGACUGAGCGGAACGACGUGGCGCUGAUCAAACUCAACCAGGCCGUGAGAUUCACCGACUUCGUGCAGCCGGCCUGCCUGCCGAGCGCCACCACGGACAUUCACGCCAUGGAUCACUGCUACAUCAGCGGCUGGGGCGUCACUAAAGAUAAAACCAUCCAAACGGCCGACAUCCUCCAAGAGGCCAAAGUCAACCAGAUUCCUCUGGAGAAGUGCAACGGCUCGGCGUGGUAUAACGGAGAAGUCCACGACUACAAUCUCUGUGCCGGCUACGAGGAGGGAGGCAUCGAUAGCUGCCAGGGAGACAGCGGAGGGCCAUUUAUGUGCAGGGACCCGGACAGCUCCACGUAUAACGUCAUCGGAGUGACAAGCUGGGGUGAGGGAUGCGGCAAAUCAAAAAAGCCAGGAGUGUAUUCCAACACUCAAUACUAUCGUGAGUGGAUCCUCAAAACAAUGGGAACCCCAUCUCCUGCGCUCAAAGAAGCCGCUGACACCCCAAGCUUGAGUGCAUUGGGAGGAUAUAGAGAGCCGCCGUUCAACUCCCCCGUACCGGCCGACAUCAGCAGCAAAUCUAAGCUUGAAGACCCUUCAGGAAAUUCCAUCAGUCUUGGAGAGCGCAGAGGAGACGUCCUCUUCAUCUUCAUCGUCCUCUUCCUCGUCAUCGAGCAGCCAGACUCUUUCUGGCUUUUCCUUUGUGACCGGACGGCCUGA